This is a messenger RNA of Cyphellophora europaea CBS 101466, 2025 nucleotides long. RefSeq lists its product as uncharacterized. NCBI's taxonomy places the organism in Eukaryota, Fungi, Ascomycota, Eurotiomycetes, Chaetothyriales, Cyphellophoraceae. The coding region runs from base 1 to 2025 and encodes 674 amino acids. The transcript is spliced from 3 exons. The record is from RefSeq and is a predicted model, not a curated record.
AUGUCCCUCUACUCGCCCUCCCAUCAAGCCCCGAAUGCAUUGAAUGGUAUCGGCGACAUGAGCGAUGGAUCAGGUACUAUCAAUCCCGCCGCUCUGAAUAGUGGUAUUCUAGCUGCCAACGCUAUUGAUCCCUCCUCCUCCCGGGGAAUAAAGCGCAGUCGCUCGCCGGAUCACCAGGGCUACGCCGACUACUCUCACGGCGACGAUGACGAUGAUUCCAAGCCCCGCAAGCGUGGUCGCCCUCCCAAGACGCCGCGCACCUCGGGUGAAUACACUGGCCAAGUCCACUCCUUACCAACCCCAUCCAGCCAGGUAUCUCCCGAUCUAGGCCAAGCGCCUCAGAUACAUAGCCAAGUCCUUCCCGUGCAGCCGACGACAGGUUCGCAGACAUCACCGUCCCGCACCACGCCUCAGAAAGGCGCCACCCUCAAGGCUCUCCCCACAGUCAGGGAUCACACCACCGAUCAACUCGGUCCUGAAGGCGAUGAAUAUGUCGCGCGCGAUUUCGAUGAUGCUGGCGAGAAGAAAGUCGAUAGCCUUGGCAAUCUGCUGGGUCCUCGCGAGUACAAGAUACGCACCUUCAACCUCCCUGGUCGAGGCGAGAAGCUGUUUAUGCUCGCUACCGAGUGCGCGCGCACACUUCAGUAUCGCGAUUCGUACCUGCUGUUCAACAAGAAUCGCUCUUUAUUCAAGAUCAUCGCCAGUGUCAAAGAAAAGGAGCAUCUCGUGAAUCAAGAUAUUCUACCCUACAGCUAUCGGUCUCGUCAAAUCGCAAUAGUGACCGCUCGUUCGAUGUUUCGGCAAUUUGGGAGUCGAGUCAUCAAAGACGGCCGACGCGUCCGCGACGACUACUGGGAAGCCAAGGCCAUCAAGCAAGGCUUCACCGAGGCUGAUCCAGCUGGCGAAAAAAGACCAGGCGCCGCGCGCGCCCGUGAGCAGGCUGCUCAACAAGAUGCGCUACACGCGCGCCAGUUGUCUGCAUAUGGUGAUGUGGUCUAUAGUAAUGGACCUGGUUUCGGCUCCAUGGUGACAAUGCCACCUAACGCCGGAAUGCUGCCUGGCUUCGACAUGAGCUACGAUCCCAAGUAUAGGGAUAUUCAACGUCCUCGGCAGGAGUUGGCCGGAGCCCCAUAUCUCGACAUGACGCGCCCUAGUACGGAAACUGAUAUGGCCGGCCAGGCUGGACAUGCUGCCGAUUACAGCCGCAACAUCAAUCAGCAGGGACAAUACCGCCGAAAGAUUGUGCAAGACUACUGGGCGCGCCCGCACGACCCGCCUGUGACCACUCCACCAGCUCAAGAGUCCGAUGUGACGGCCACUUCGCGAGAGUACCCAUCGCCUCGGUUCGCCAGCAACGACGUGACAGCGUCACAAGCUGGCGCAAGUCAAAGCACGACUCAGGCUAUGAAUCCGCCGUCAUUCCCUCACCAACAGAAUCCAUUGCAGUCACCCUCGCGGCAAUCUCCUAUGGGUCCGGGUUAUGCACGAGAUGGCUCUGCUCAAUUCACCCCGCAGCACCAGCAGUUCCAGCGCUCGUCCUCGAAUCUCUCCAUUUCGCAAAGCGCUUCUCAGCAGCCAGGUAUGCCAUUCAACGCAGGAGGGUUUUCACCUCAUGCUAUGCCGCAACAAUCACAAGGGUGGGGAGGUCCUCCACCACAGCCGCACCAGUCUCCUUCGAUGCACCGGAUGAAUUCUGCCCAGUAUCCUGCUGGUAUGAGCCAGGGCGGCAUGCAAUCUCCGAUGCCUGGCCAUCCAAGUCAAUCACCGCAUCCCCACCAGAUGCAACCGCCUCAAAUGCCCAUGAUGCACCAUCAGGGCAGUGGCGCCAUGGGCGGACAGCAAUUGUUCGGCCCUGGAGCCGGAUUGCAGGCAAUGAGUGCUGGUGGCUUUCCUGGGAUGAACAUGGGCGGCCGUGCAAUUUACGGCAUGAAUCAAAACCAGUUCAUGCAGCAAGGAGCACAGCAGCCGGGUCAAGCCUGGGGACAACCAAGUCAAAGCAACCAAUGGAGUGGCCAGUUCCAAUAG